UGUCACAAGGCAUGGCCCUUGCAGUUCUCCUUCAGCCCCCUUCUGCACUGGCUGAGGUAGGGUCCUGCCCAUUGCUCUCCCAAUCCAAUUAUGUCUUCUACUCCCCAGAGCAGUGCAGAAGCCCUUGCUCACCCCGAGCCAUGUCUACACUCAGCCCUCCAGUCUGAACAGAGAGCAGCCGUGACUCCCAGGACUCAGAGGCAAGGCCGAAGGCAAGCACGCUGCUUCAGUCCACGGAAGCCAUGACGAAGACAACCACUUGUGUAUACCACUUCCUUGUUUUGAACUGGUACAUUUUCCUCAAUUAUUACAUCCCACAUAUUGGAAAGGAUGAAGAGAAGUUAAAGGAAUUCCACGAUGGUGGACGUUCAAAGUACUUGACACUCCUUAAUCUGCUCUUGCAGGCCGUUUUCUUUGGAGUCGCCUGCCUGGAUGAUGUGCUGAAAAGAAUCAUAGGAAGGAAAGACAUCAAGUUCAUCACAUCCUUCAGAGAUCUACUUUUUACCACAUUGGCUUUUCCUAUCUCCACAUUUGUAUUCCUGGUAUUCUGGACCCUCUUUCACUAUGAUCGAAGUCUCGUUUACCCCAAGGGCCUGGAUGAUUUCUUUCCAGCAUGGGUUAAUCAUGCAAUGCAUACCUCCAUAUUGCCCUUCUCACUGGUUGAAGCCAUUCUCAGACCUCACCACUAUCCAUCGAAGAAGCUAGGACUCGCCUUGUUGGGUACUUGUAACAUCGCCUACAUUAUCAGGAUCCUGUGGCGUUACUCUCAGACUGGAAACUGGGUGUAUCCUGUGUUUGCCUACCUCAGCCCACUGGGUAUUAUCAUCUUCUUCUCAGCUGCUUACAUCCUGAAUGCCGGCAUCUACCUGCUUGGAGAGAAGAUCAAUCACUGGAAGUGGGGUGCCACAGUGAAGCCAUGGAUGAAGAAGAAAUGACCACACACUAUUUUCCAAGAGCCAUGGGAGAAGAAACCUAAGAACUGGUCAUCUUUCUGUUAUUCUCAUUAUCAUUAUUUCUUUUGAGAUCAUUGGUAGAAUAGCAUGGGGAGAUAGAAAGGACAGAGAAUGAUGCAUACAUUUAAUAAAGGGUAUGAAGGGA
Molecule: messenger RNA, 1098 nt
Organism: Peromyscus eremicus (cactus mouse)
Lineage: Eukaryota; Metazoa; Chordata; Mammalia; Rodentia; Cricetidae
Gene: Adtrp
Product: androgen dependent TFPI regulating protein
Exons: 7
Coding region: 243-935 (230 amino acids)
Cellular component (GO): endomembrane system; membrane
Source: RefSeq, a predicted model, not a curated record